Messenger RNA from Colletotrichum gloeosporioides, 720 nucleotides. RefSeq names its product Peptidyl-prolyl cis-trans isomerase. Lineage: Eukaryota; Fungi; Ascomycota; Sordariomycetes; Glomerellales; Glomerellaceae. The coding region runs from base 1 to 720 and encodes 239 amino acids. The transcript is spliced from 5 exons. The record is from RefSeq and is a predicted model, not a curated record. Gene Ontology annotation, molecular function: peptidyl-prolyl cis-trans isomerase activity. Gene Ontology annotation, biological process: protein folding; protein peptidyl-prolyl isomerization.
AUGAGACCAACCCUUUUGCGACCCCUCCUACCCCGCCAUAACCUCGCCUGCUUCUCCGUUUCACCCUCGCCCUUUUCUCGACCUUCCACCCUCAUCAAACCUCUCCGUGCAACUCCUCUGUCUGCAUCUACCACCAAGCCAUCCGUCAGAUUCUUCUCAGCAUCCAACAUCAUGUCUGGUCCCCAGGUUUACUUCGACAUCGAGUGGGAGGGUCCCAUCCUCGACGCCUCCAACAAGCCUACUAAGGACGUCCAGGUCCAGAACGGCCGCGUCACCUUCAACCUCUUCUACGACGUUGUCCCCAAGACCGCCGAGAACUUCCGUGCUCUCUGCACUGGUGAGAAGGGCUUCGGCUACCAGGGCUCUUCUUUCCACCGCAUCAUCCCCGAGUUCAUGCUCCAGGGUGGUGACUUCACCCGUGGCAACGGCACCGGUGGCAAGUCCAUCUACGGCGAGAAGUUCGCCGACGAGAACUUCCAGCUCAAGCACGACAAGCCCGGUCUGCUUUCCAUGGCCAACGCCGGCCCCAACACCAACGGCUCCCAGUUCUUCGUCACCACCGUCGUCACCUCUUGGCUCAACGGUCGCCACGUCGUCUUCGGCGAGGUUGCCGACGACCAGUCCCUGAAGAUCGUCAAGGCUCUUGAGGCCACUGGCUCUUCUUCCGGCACCGUCCGCUACGGCAAGCGCCCCACCAUCGUCGCCUCUGGCCAGUUGUAA